This is a messenger RNA of Spodoptera exigua (beet armyworm), 1188 nucleotides long. The record is from the annotation of a GenBank genome assembly. NCBI's taxonomy places the organism in Eukaryota, Metazoa, Arthropoda, Insecta, Lepidoptera, Noctuidae.
AUGCCAUUAAUAAGAGACAUUAUCCUACAUGAGGUAUCGGAUAAUUCCUCUUCAUCUUCAGAUCUCAAACCAGGAACGAAGGCAAAAGAGCAAUGUUUGAAAUAUCUAAGAACUCUAGACUACACUUGUCCUACCGCUCGAGAUUCCUUCCUUCGAGGAGGUGACGACACUAAAGAUGAUGAAGCGAUAUCACCAUCUGCAAACUUGGACUUGCCCGUAACGGAUCCGUUGACGGAAUCUGACGAAAAAAUUGGACAUGAUGAGAAUUCGGCGCCGAUGGUCAUACCUCCUAUUGCCUUUGGAAUACCAGCUCUUCGUAAUCAGUAUUCACAUAUGGCUCUCUUAGGAUACGGAGACAUAGAUACAGCUCAGUGGCUCUGUGGUGGUUCUAUCAUCAGCGAGAAAUUUAUCUUAACCGCUGCGCACUGUAUUUCCAGUCCUAGCGUAGGACCAGUAAAGUACGCAGCCUUUGGUAUCCUAAAGAGGUCAGAUCCUCCCAAGUACUGGCAGAUACACAACGUGAAGAGGGUGAUACCUCACCCUGAGUAUCACCCCCCACAUAAAUACCAUGACAUAGCCUUAAUUGAGACAGAGGAUCUGAUAUACUUCGAUAAAUAUUACGUACGUCCUGCCUGUUUGGAUAUGAAGUCUCAACCAGAUUUCUAUGCUGAAGCUACAGGUUGGGGCGCCCUCGGUCACAACCAGGAUCUCGCAGAUACCCUGCAAACAGUGACCCUUCGGAAGUUUGACGCUAAGACAUGCUCCCUACUGUACCCCAAGCAUAGACAUUUAAGAUAUGGCUUUGAUGAAGACACUCAAUUGUGCUAUGGAGCUGAAGACGAUCCGAAAGAUACCUGUCAGGGAGACAGUGGCGGACCCCUACAAGUUAAGAAUGGACAUCAAUGUUCCUACUCAAUCCUCGGAGUCACAUCCUAUGGAAGGCAAUGUGGAAAAACAGCUGGUUCCGGAGUUUACACCAGGAUGUAUUACCUGAUGGUAAGCAAUCAGCGCUACUUGUGGGCUGCAGCUACACCAGAAGAGAAAGAAUGCAUUCCCGACCUGGCCAUUAGGAUUUCAGAGAAUUACAGCUUACGUGAGACCAGUUCCAUGACAACCUCCCAAAAUCGCUGCAACUCCUGUGCACCAGGAUCUACAGUAGAUACAACCAUGACAACACCGGAACACUAA